Pistacia vera is the source of this 1831-nucleotide messenger RNA. Its product is annotated as transcription factor TCP7. Lineage: Eukaryota; Viridiplantae; Streptophyta; Magnoliopsida; Sapindales; Anacardiaceae. Gene Ontology annotation, biological process: regulation of circadian rhythm. Gene Ontology annotation, cellular component: nucleus. Gene Ontology annotation, molecular function: DNA-binding transcription factor activity; sequence-specific DNA binding. The transcript has a single exon. The coding region runs from base 302 to 1099 and encodes 265 amino acids. The record is from RefSeq and is a predicted model, not a curated record.
GAAUUGUAGUGAGAGGGAGGGAGAGCGCGUGGGGAUGGGGUGAAAGAAGAAAGGGGGAGAGGGCUUAAAAAGAGUAGUGAGCUGUGUGGGUCCCACCACCCAUGUGCCCUCCUUCCUGUCUCCACCAGCUCCUGCCGCUCAAUGAUUAGCUCUCUGUUCCCUCUUCCCUUCUAAACCAAAAACCCUCUCUUUCUCUCUCUAACCCUAGCACCAACAACAUCAACCUCCAUUUUUUCAAACCUUUACUUUCUCUCUCUAUCACCCCCCUUCUUCACUUUACUUUUACUUCCCUUACUCCUUCAUGUCUAAUUCCGACGCUGCCACUAACGGCGUUACUAACGGCGCUAUUAUUGACCCCCAGCGACAGCAGCCCCCCGGGAAUGGCACUCUCGCCGUCAAGAAGCCUCCCUCCAAGGACCGUCACAGCAAAGUCGACGGUCGCGGUCGAAGAAUCCGCAUGCCCAUCAUUUGCGCCGCACGUGUCUUUCAGUUGACUCGUGAGCUCGGUCACAAAUCCGACGGUCAGACCAUCGAGUGGCUCCUCCGCCAAGCUGAGCCUUCCAUCAUAGCCGCUACCGGUACCGGGACCACCCCGGCUAGCUUCUCCACCGUCUCCGUGUCCGUGAGAGGCGGCGCGAAUUCCACUUCGUUGACAUCCACGGUUUCGUCUUCCGCUAGUUUCACCGCUUCCUUGGAUCAUAAGCCCUCGUCGAUGAGUCCCACGCCCUUCAUUCUCGGGAAACGGGUGAGGGCUGACGAUGAUGGGACCAAGGGUGGGGACGAAAAUACAAUCACUGCCGUGGGGCCCACGCCGGUGGGGUCGAUUGUGGGGCCUGGUACUCCCGGUGCAGGGUUCUGGGCAGUGCCUGCCCGGCCGGAUUUCUGGAGUUUCGCUGCUGCCGCCGCAGCGGCGCCGCCAGAGAUGGUUGUGCAAGCGGCACAGCAACAACAGCCGCAUCAACUGUUUAUGCAACAGCAGGCUAUGGGAGAAGCGUCGGCGGCCAGGGUCGGGAAUUAUCUUCCAGGUCAUCUCAAUUUGUUGGCAUCUUUAUCGGGUGGACCCGGGAGUUCGGGUCGGAGAGAAGACGAUCCUCGUUGAAUUUGGGUUGGAAAUGGUCUGUCGGCGGUGUUGAUAUAUAUAUAAUCCUUAUAUAUUUAUAUAUAGAUAUGAUGUGAAUGUUUAAUUGUUGUUUUCGUGUGUGUGAGAUGAAGAGAGGAUUUUUUUCUAGUUAAUUUUAGGGUUAGGGAUUAGGGUUUGGAGGAAUUUGGGAAGCUUUAAGUAUGGAUUCAAUUAGGGUUUUAGUGCUUUGUUUGAUGAUUAAUUAGGGUUUUAGGGUUUAAUUGUUUAGGUUUCCGGAGAAGGGGAGUGGAAAUUUCAAGUCUCUGGCAAAACAUUUGAAGGGAUUUUCAGAAAUAACGUUGUUAUGCAAAGUCGUGUGGCUUAUUUUUUUCAAGCUUGGAGACAUCCUUCUACCUAGAUGAGUAAAUUGUAUGUUGUUUUUUAUUGUUUGCCAAAUUAGUAGAUGAAGAUUGUACUAUUUUGGUGUUGCAACACUAUGCUUGCUGACUAGGGUUUGAAAAAAUAAAUGGGUGAUUAAGCAUGGUAAUCAAUAAGUUAAAAAUUUGGGAUUCUUUUUGGUAUUGGGUGUCACCAAAUUUGUUAGCAUUUCCUUCUCUUCUAUGGCAAAUGAAAUUUCUGAAUUCCCUGGCUGCAAUUUGGGCAAUUUUUAGAGACGAGUGGUCGAUGAUUCUUCGAUUUAAUUUGAUGUUUUGCCCAUGAAUACUUGAUACAGAAGAACGGUUAUAUGAUUUAGCAUGGUUGCGGAUGGCC